Sinocyclocheilus grahami is the source of this 3190-nucleotide messenger RNA. It is a transcript of the gene arhgap23b, whose product is annotated as Rho GTPase activating protein 23b. The record is from RefSeq and is a predicted model, not a curated record. The coding region runs from base 1 to 2202 and encodes 733 amino acids. Lineage: Eukaryota; Metazoa; Chordata; Actinopteri; Cypriniformes; Cyprinidae. The transcript has 16 exons. Gene Ontology annotation, biological process: signal transduction.
AUGCCUUCUUUCAUCGUCUUCUCUCCUUUACUACACUAUAUUUUUGUAACAGGUAAUCUCAAAAACAGCCGUCGUUCCUCUUACUUGCUGGCCAUUACCACAGAGCGGUCCAAGUCAUGUGACGAGGGUCUGAACACCUUCAGGGAGGAGGGCUGUGUUUUCUUGAGACUACCAAAACGUGUCAAAAGCUUUUUCGCAGAUGGCUCUCUAGAGAAUCUUCGAGCAGCAGAGAAAGCUCGCUCAACCUUUGAACUGGGGAACAUCACUCUGACUGACAUUAGGAAAGAAGGCUGGCUGCACUAUAAACAGAUUCUCACUAAUAAGGGAAAGAAAGUGGGCGGAGGCAUGCAGCCUUGGAAACGAGUCUUCUCUGUGCUGCGCUCCCAUUCACUUUACCACUACAAGGAUAAGCGGGAGGCAGUACUUCACGCUGCUGGGGCAGGAGUUCACGGUAAUGGACAAGGAGAGGACAAGCAGCCAAUCAGCAUUCGAAGCUGCUUGAUUGACAUUGCAUACAGCGAGACAAAGCGUAAACACACCUUGAGGCUGACGACGCAGGACUUAUGUGAGUACCUGCUUCAGGCGGAGGACAGGGAUGACAUGCUGGACUGGAUCAGAGUCAUCAGAGAGAACAGCAAGACUGACAAUGAGGAACUGGGCUUCUCCAAACACGCUCUCACCAAUAAGAAGCUGAAUGACUAUAGGAAACAGAGUCCAACAGGCAACAAGCCAGACACUUUUCCAAGUAUCCAUCGGAUGAUGCCACCUUUCCUCCACUCUAAAGCUGAAAACAUGUCAGGAGUGAACCGAUCCCCAGGGAAAGAUGAGAGUACUAAGGCUUCAUGGGGCAUUAACAUAUUGAGAAAGAGAAAGAAAACUGGUCCAAAAUCUUUUGGGGUAAGGCUGGAGGACUGCCCGUCUGCUGCCAAUAAUAAGUUUGUCCCACAGAUUGUAGAGACUUGUUGUCGUCUGGUGGAGGAGAUGGGUUUGGAAUAUACUGGCAUCUACAGAGUGCCAGGGAACAGUGCCAUCGUGUCUUCCCUUCAGGACCAGCUGAACAAGGGCAUGGAUAUAGACACUACUGAGGAGAAAUGGCAAGACCCGAAUGUCAUCAGCAGUCUUCUGAAGUCCUUCUUCAGGAAACUCCCAGAGCCCCUUUUUACAGAUGAUAAAUAUAAUGACUUCAUUGACGCUAACCGUUUAGAGGAUGCAGGGGACCGCUUGAAGACCAUAAAGAAACUUAUACGUGACCUGCCAGAUCACUACUACCACACACUGAAGUUUUUAACUGGUCACCUGAAAACAGUUGCAGACCAUUCAGAGAAGAAUAAGAUGGAGCCUAGAAAUCUGGCCUUGGUGUUUGGCCCCACACUGGUGCGGACCUCAGAAGACAACAUGAUCGACAUGGUCACUCACAUGCCAGACCGCUACAAGAUCACAGAGACUCUCAUUUUGCAUCAUACGUGGUUCUUCAGUGAUGAGCUGGAUAAGGAAGAGAAGACACCAGAGGACCAGCAGGACAUAGAGCCUGUUCCAAAUAUUGACCACCUCCUGUCUAACAUUGGUAGGACGUUGUUGUUAAAAGACACCUCAGAUUCCACCAAUAGUGACUCAGCUAAAUCUAAGGGAACAUCAACAUCUAAGAAAGACCUGAGUGCCAAAGACUUCCUCCCCAUGUCUAUAAUAUCAGCCAUGACCCGGAAGAGAAAGAAACACCAGAGCACCUGCCCUGCAGACAGCAGCACUGAUGAAGACUCUGAGCAGGAGUCAAUCAAAGCCAGCAUCUAUGAGGAAAUGAGUGACAACAGAGAGGUUCCAGGGGAGAGAGAAGCAAAACAAAGCAAAUGCCCAUCCCGAAAAUCAAAAGAAGAGACUGGGGAAGUCAGCAUGAUGGAGGGGAAAAAAACGGAGGACCAAGAAGAACUGAGGGUGGCAGAGGAGAAGAACACCAUUCUUCAGAAGGAACGGGAUAAGAUAGGAGUGGAGGUUUGUAAGAGAAAACAAACAGGUCGGAUUCGGUCUCAGCGCCCUCUGAGCUACCUGUAUUCACACCACCAGAGUGUGUCAGGGCUCAGAGCCUCAUCGCAGUCGACCAAAUCUUGUUUCUCCACCUGCUCCAACCCACCACAGCCCUCAAAUAUCCCUCACAGUCUCACCCAGAGGAAACUGAGAGGAGAAAGAUUGCGACCUCACACAUUGUAGGUAUAACUGAGCCGGAAUGGAAAGGAGCAGGGCUUGGGGGCGAUACCUGCCUCUUGCAUGCACAAUCUGGGCCUCUCACCAGUCAAAGAAUCACUUGUUAGAGGUCAAGAGAAGCUGCGUCAGUGGAGCAGCACGGAUGUCUUCAACAGGACUGCAUUUGUAAAGAGCAGGUCAACUGAUCAGCCCAUGGCCUGUGGACAUGCAGGCUUACCAGAGACACGCUGCAAGAAACAUGAAACACAUAAACAACCCCUUGCCAACUUUAGCCCUGCUCUUUAAAAAGCUUUAAUGCUUUUGUUUUUAACUUCCUCCUGCACAAGAGGAGGGCUACUAUGGCAGCUACAACCAUAUGACAGCACCGUUCUCAUUACAAGAGUCAAAAGCAUUAUUAAGUACCUACAAACAGAUGCAGCAAAGUAUUUUGAGUGUUUGAGUGUGAAAAUGCCAUUCUGUGCUCCCACCAUCUCACUGAAUAUUAACCCGCUUAUUAUACAGCUACUUGUCAAAUAUAAAAAGUAAUUUUAGUUUAGCUGAAAUUAUUUUACAUUGAUAUUAUCUUAAAGCUUUUGCUAAGAAAAAACUAGCCCAUUACAAUGUACAAAACAAUCAGCCUGGCAAAAAGUCAAAAUUGAGACAUGAGAAUAUACGCUAUCAGGAAUUUUCCUUGAGGGGGAAAGAUUUCCCCACACAGUUUUUACAUCAGGUUGGUUACAAAUUUGCUGCACUGACAAACAGAAAGCUGCUUUGGUUGAAAGUGAUUUCUGUGUGAGCUAUGCUUUAUACAUUCUUUGCAGCAGUGGUGGCUCCAGGAUUUUUUUGUUGGUGGUGCUAAGGGGGGGCUUAACAGUUCAGAGGGGGUGCUAAAAAAACUAAUUAAAUAUAGAGAAAGUAAUGAAUGCCUAAGCUUCAGCUAUCUAAGCAUGCAAAUUCAGCCACCUUGUGUUUUUUAUAUACAGCAGCUUCGAAAGAGGCAUUUUUACAUUUUCUG